AUGGCGCGGAGAGGGGUUUGGCAGCUGCAAAAGCUGUUGGUGCACUAUUGCGACUUUGGCGGCAGCAGCAGGGGCACGCGGGAGUUUGUGGAGCAGAUAUUGCCGCACUUCCAGCGUGACAACCCGCAGAUAGCGAUCGAGAGCGUGGUGCGGCGCGGCAAGCACCCGGGGCUGCAGGCAGAAUACCUUAACCGGACAACGCGGCAUGUGGAUGUCAAGAACCAGCCGGCGGAGGAGGUGCUGCGGCAAGCGGUGUACCUGCGCAGCAGCCUUGGCCGCAAGGCCAGCUUGCAGGUGAAGCACCGCACGCGCACCCAGAUGCCCAGCAUCCAGGGGCCCUGGACGCACGAGCUGCAGGAUGCACUGAGGCGGGCCUAG
This is a messenger RNA of Chlorella variabilis, 378 nucleotides long. RefSeq lists its product as hypothetical. The coding region runs from base 1 to 378 and encodes 125 amino acids. Lineage: Eukaryota; Viridiplantae; Chlorophyta; Trebouxiophyceae; Chlorellales; Chlorellaceae. Gene Ontology annotation, cellular component: mitochondrial large ribosomal subunit. Gene Ontology annotation, biological process: mitochondrial translation. The record is from RefSeq and is a predicted model, not a curated record. Gene Ontology annotation, molecular function: structural constituent of ribosome. The transcript has 4 exons.